Molecule: messenger RNA, 2205 nt
Organism: Aspergillus melleus
Lineage: Eukaryota; Fungi; Ascomycota; Eurotiomycetes; Eurotiales; Aspergillaceae
Product: M13 family metallopeptidase
Exons: 5
Coding region: 1-2205 (734 amino acids)
Biological process (GO): protein processing
Cellular component (GO): plasma membrane
Molecular function (GO): metalloendopeptidase activity
Source: RefSeq, a predicted model, not a curated record
AUGAGCUCUGACAAACCAUCUCCUUUCACAGGGCUUGGUGUGAAGCGGCUCAUUAUGCUGCAUCCAUUUGCCAUCAUCUCUUUCCUCUCAGUCUCCUACUAUCUCUGGUCCAGCUUGCCCGCGGAAAACCCAGCCGAUCAAAUCGCCCCCAGUCCAGUGGCAGCUAAAGUCUGCGAAACCCCCGAAUGUGUGCACGCGGCCUCUGAAAUCCUCUACAACUUGGACCCGAACCAUGCGAAAAUCGAUCCCUGCACCGACUUCGAUCAAUAUGUCUGUGGAGGCUGGCGGAAGAGACAUGACAUGCGUCCGGACCAAGGGUCUAUCUUUGCUGGGACUUAUAUGAGUGAAACGGCUCAGUCACAGCUUCGUCAUAUUCUAGAGUCACCCGAGGCUUCGGACCCGGCCGAUGCUAAGAACUUUGACAAAUUGAAGGCGGCCUACGGUGCAUGCAUGGAUGAAUCGACAGUCAACAAGCGUGGCGUGAAGCCGUUGCAGGACCUGCUGUCGGGAUUGGACAAUGUCUAUUCCCUAGCAUCGACAUCUAAAGGCUCUGAUGUAAAUAUCACGGACGCUUUUCUGUAUCUCAUUGGGUCUGGUGUCGAAGCCUUGGUGUCACCGCUUAUUACGCCUGACGACCGUGAUCCGGACUCCAUCGCUAUCUUUGUCAACCCGCUUCUCGAGAUCGGACUUCCGGCUAGAGAGUACUACAACAACACCAAGCUUGUGGCCGAGUACACCCAAGUGGUAGAGAAGGUCCUUGCCGACCUCGUCGGUGGUGAAUCCGCUCAUGGCCUGAGCGAUGUCGUGGGACUCGAGAAACAGUUGGCCGACGCCACCCCGGACACGGCAUCUCAAGAAGAUGUGACGAAAUACUACAACCCGCUGAGCAUCAAGGACACGCAGUCUCUUCUGCCGCAAAUAUCAUUCUCGGACAUCAUCUCUAAUCUGGCGCCUUCGGACUUCAAGACUGACCGGUUGAUCGUGGGAUCUCCUUCAUAUAUGAAGUCAUUGUCGAAGAUUCUGAGCGACACCCCCAGGGAGACCGUUCAGCUCUUCUUCAAAUGGAAGCUUAUCCAAGCAUACGCAGACGACAUCGAGGACCCAAAGAUCAAGCCCCUGCGAGAGCUGAACAACAAGCUUGCCGGCAAAAACCCACAGGCCACCCAAGAUCGAUGGCGCAAGUGCAUCGAAGUCCUGGACGAAGACCUGGGCUGGAUACUCAGCCGAUUCUACGUCCUCAGCGCCUUUUCGGAAGAGUCAAAGAAUCUCGGUGACCAGAUCGUAUCCGACAUCAAAGAGCGCUUCACUUUUACGCUGCACCAGACGGAAUGGAUGUCUCCCGAAGUGAGGAAAUUGGGCAUCCAGAAGGUGGGAAACAUUGUCCAGAAGAUUGGUUAUCCGACCAAGAGCCCCAAUGUCAUGGAUCCGGCAGAUGUGGAAAAGUACUAUGCGGAUCUCAAAGUAUCCAACGAAACCCUGUUUGAAAACUCUUUGGCCGUGGCGAAGUUCGAACUCCAGCAGCAAUGGUCCAAAUUGGGAAAGCCAACGGAUCGCAAUGAAUGGGGCAUGACGGCACCGACGGUCAAUGCAUACUACAAUCCUCCUGGGAACGAGAUCGUUUUCCCUGCGGGGAUCAUGCAGCCCCCGGCCUUUUACGGUCCUGCUGCUCCCCUAUACCUGGCGUAUGGAGCGUUCGGGGCGGUCAGUGGGCAUGAACUCUCACACGCAUUUGACUCGUCCGGCCGACACUACGAUGAGAACGGCAAUUACACGGAUUGGUGGGACGAUAAGACCGUGGAAGGGUUUGAGAAACGGGCCCAGUGCUUCGUCGACCAGUAUUCCAACUUCACGGUUCCCGGAGAGGACUCCGAGCCUCUGCAUGUCAAUGGGCGCCUAACCCUUGGGGAGAACAUUGCCGACGCCGGGGGCCUCUCAGCAUCCUACCAUUCGUGGAAGAAGCGGGACGAGAAAUCCCCCGACCCUAACCUGCCAGGUCUAUCCGACUUUAGCAAGGAGCAGCUGUUCUUCAUCUCAUAUGCCAACUGGUGGUGUAGCAAGACUACGUUGGAAGCCGCACGGGAGGCCAUCUAUAACGAUCCGCAUGCUCCUAAACCCGCCCGCAUUAUUGGAACAAUGGCAAACUCCCUGGAGUUCAAGGAAGCAUUCAAGUGCAAAGAUAAGGAGCCCGUGUGCAAGCUCUGGUAG